UGAGAGAGGAAGACUCCCGUGAAAUGUGCAAGGAGAAGAGGCUCUCCUCAACUGCUGCGAGGCUCAGUCCGGGAGAGGCGCUUUAUGCAAGAGGAUCGUUUCCCCGCAAGGUGUCCUGCCAGUAACUGCUAGGAAACCAGCCCUGCUGCCUCCGGAUCCUCUCUCUACUAAACUCAGCUGAUAAAGGACUUGGCUUCUGGGGCUACCACAGUUUCCCAAAAUGGAAAGGUUCCUCGAUUCCAGCCCAAACCACUCUUUGUUCCCUUUGCUCCUCCUUGCAUGCCUGAGCCACCUGACCUUGGCCCAAUAUGAACAUUGGCCGCACUACCCUGAGCAACAACCACAGCAGCAGCUGCCUCCCCUGCCAGCUGACGCCCCUCAAAUCCAGCUGCGGUUGUCAGGGCAGAAGAGGAAGCACAAUGAAGGGCGGGUGGAAGUCUUCUACAAUGGAGAGUGGGGCACCGUGUGUGAUGACGACUUCACCCUCCAUGCUGCGAAUGUGGUCUGUCGGCAGCUGGGCUACGUGGAGGCCGUGUCCUGGAGCCCUGCUUCUAAAUAUGGCAAGGGAGAAGGCAGAAUCUGGUUAGACAACGUGCACUGUAAUGGCAGAGAGGCUUCGUUGGCUGUUUGCACCUCGAACGGCUGGGGCGUAUCAGACUGCAAACACACCGAGGAUGUAGGUGUGGUCUGCAGUGAAAAGAGAAUCCCUGGCUUCAAGUUUGAUGAUUCCCUGCUCAACCAAAUAGAGAACAUGAACAUCCAGGUGGAAGAUGCCCAGAUCCGACCCAUCCUCUCUGCUAUUCGCAAGCGCGUUCCCGUCACAGAGGGUUACGUGGAAGUGAAAGAAGGAGGCGUCUGGAAACGAAUCUGUGACAGGAACUGGACCACAAAAAACUCACGUGUUAUCUGUGGCAUGUUUGGGUUUCCAUCAGAGAAGAAAUACAAUGUCAGAGUCUACAAGAUGACGGCAGCCAGAAGAAAGCACACGUAUUGGGCUUAUUCCAUGGACUGCACAGGCAAUGAGGCACACAUCUCCAGCUGCAAACUGGGCAAUCGCAUCAGUACAGCUAGUGGGAACGCAACAUGUGAGAAUGGGAUGCCUGCAGUGGUGAGCUGCUACCCUGGGCAUGCUUUUGCCCCUGGCAGCCACAGCGGUUUCCGAAAAGCUUUCCAACCCGAGUUUCCACUGGUGAGGUUAAAGGGUGGAGCCAAGAUUGGUGAAGGCCGCAUUGAAGUGCUGAUGAAUGGGGAAUGGGGAACUGUUUGCGAUGACCAGUGGAACCUCAUUUCUGCAAGUGUGGUCUGCCGAGAGCUAGGCUUUGGAUCUGCCAAAGAGGCUAUUAUGGGUGCAAGGCUUGGGCAAGGUAUGGGCCCCAUUCAUGUCACUGAAGCAAAUUGCAAAGGAUUUGAAAAGUCUUUCACAGACUGCAAAUUCAGCACACAGCUAGGAAGUUGCACUCAUGAAGAAGAUGCUUCUGUUCGAUGCAAUGUUCCAGCUAUGGGGUUCCAAAACCAGAUACGUUUGAGUGGUGGCCGCACACCCUACGAAGGCCGGGUGGAAGUCCUCCGGGAGCACAAUGGCACACUCAAGUGGGGCACAGUCUGCAGUGACAAAUGGGGCACAAUAGAAGCCAUGGUGGUCUGUCGCCAGCUGGGCCUUGGCUAUGCUGCCCAUGCCUUCCAGGAAACCUGGUACUGGUAUGGAGAAACGAGCGCCAGUGAUGUCCUCAUGAGUGGGACGAAAUGUUCUGGGACAGAGAUGGCCCUGUCACACUGCCGCCACGAUACUCACGUAUCCUGCCCCAGAGGAGGUGGGCGCUAUGCAGCUGGCGUUUCCUGCACAGAAACUGCAGCUGACCUUGUCCUCAAUGCCAAGGAAGUGGAAUACACAUCAUACCUGGAAGACCGUCCCAUGUUCAUGCUGCAGUGUGCCCUGGAAGAGAACUGCCUGGCCUCCUCAGCUGUCAACACGUCCAUUUCCACUGGCUAUAGAAGGCUCCUGCGUUUCUCAUCCCAGAUCCACAACAAUGGACAGGCUGAUUUCCGCCCCAAAAGUGGACGCCAUUCCUGGAUUUGGCAUGACUGUCACAGGCAUUACCACAGCAUGGAAGUGUUCACACAUUAUGAUCUGCUGGACCUCAAUGGGACAAAGGUAGCAGAAGGUCACAAGGCCAGCUUCUGCUUGGAAGACAGUGAAUGCCUAGACGGUUUCCAGAAGCAAUAUGAAUGCGCCAAUUUUGGGGAGCAAGGGAUCUCGGUUGGAUGCUGGGAUGUGUACCGGCAUGACAUUGACUGCCAGUGGAUUGACAUUACAGAUCUUGCGCCAGGAGAAUACUUCUUCCGGAUCAUUGUCAACCCAAACAAAGAAGUGGCAGAGUCCGAUUAUUCCAAUAACGUCAUGAAGUGCAAGUGCAAGUACGAACUUCACCGGGUCUGGAUGUACAAUUGCCAUAUAGCUGAUGCCUUCAGUGAAGAAAUAGAAGAACAGUUUGAUUUCAAUGGACUCCUAAACAACCAAGUGUCUUAAUUGCCCUCUUUUCAAAGAAGGAAGAAUGCCUUUUCUCAAGAUUUCCCUAACCACUGCACAGAAAACUAAAGUAAUCAAGCAAACAACUAUGAACUUUUAAAAUUAGCUUUGUAAGUUAUUUUCAAGUGUGUGCUCCAUGCCUACUUUAUGGUGUUCAGCAGAAGAAAACGGGUUGACACUUAUUUCACAUCCAUUCCAGCUGAAUGACGAUUUUGCACUACCUGCAAGACCUCGCUACCCUUCGUGGGGAUCCUAACUUAUUCACAAGGAAUUAUUUGCAAGCUCUCAUCAGGCCUUUGCUCACUGCGGUGCACAAAGGCAGCAGCGCCACCUGCCCACAAGCUGCGUAAAGGAUGCCUGAUGCUGCCAAAAUAUCUUCAUUUUUAAGGGAAUUCCUUUCUCGGCCUUUGUGUUCUGCCAUGAUAAAGAUUUGAAAAAUCUGACUCUACACCACUGACGCAGAACAAAGGAAUCAUGACCCACGGAGGUCUUGAGGCACUCUGUCGUAUUAAUUUCCUGUACUGUCACAUCCUUGGCACCAUCCCUCCUCUGACACUCAGUUUUGACAGGAGGUUUGAGAGACCACAGUGAGGAAAAAUCUACCAAGUCAUUCCAUAUAUCUUGGUUUUUGAUGCCACUAGACUGUGAUUUUUUUUUUUUAAGGCAGUAAGCUAUUCCCUUGCCUACAUUUUCCCUUUGACCCAUGCCUUCCUGCCACCCCCUUCACUUCCCACCCCCACCAUGAAUACUGCAAACAAGAAACCCACUACCAAAGAUAACUAAUGGCUUUAUGCCCUCAAGGUUACACAUCCCUUCUUAUUAAGUCAGACUAUCCUGUGAUGGUGCAGGGAGGGAGAGCUUUUUAAAACAUACACAUUAGUAAAUGCAUAAUGGUGCUGAGCACAUGUGCCUCUGUUGGUUUGAGGCCAUGCACUUGCAUUGCAACAGGUGCCAACAAAUCUACACCCUACUUGAAUCUUUUAAAGUGCUUUUUGUCCAGGAAAAGAAAGAGCUGGUGUGAUUUGUACUAUUGCCAGUGACUAGAACCAGCUGGUGUCCUUUUAUUGCAUUUUGUUUUGUUUACUCUUCUGCUGCAUGGUUAAAGAAUGGGACUGCAAGACAGAAUUAGAUCAACCUUGCCUCUGUGGAGCAGACCACAGUUCAUCUAGUCUAGCGUUCUGCUUCCAGAAGCAGACAGGCAGAUGCUGCAGGAUGUUCAAAAAGCAGGACAACAAAGAUAACUGUCCCCCGUUUGUCCUAAGCACCUGGUAAUCAGAGGUAAAAAGGUAAAAAUCAGAGGUGUACUGUAUCUGUCCCUAGAGGUUCUGCCAUAGCUACUGGCCAUUGGUAGAACAGGCUCUAUGCCCCACUUGUUUUGGUACAAUGAGUGAAGGAAUUAAAAGGAUACCUAAAGCUCAGGCAGAGAGCACAAGAGUGAUUUGGGAGCUUUCCCUUCUUAGAACCUCUCCAUCACCUCCCUUGUGUGAUGUGUGAAAGUAAAAAAACUUCUAUAACUGGAGAAAUGAACUAUAGACCCACACACGGUGCUAUCAGAAUUGUAUUGUCCGCUAGUGGAGAGUCUAAAAAGCGAACUAGGUUCACCCCUCUUCUUAAUCAAGGACUGAAUUUUCCACAGCAAACCCAUUCUCUCAUCCUCCAGUUCAGGCUGCAAAAUGAGAGUAAGAGUCGCUAGACCUUUUUUUUUGCAUGAUAAAUGAGGAUUAUGGAAAGACAUUUUAGCUAUGCAAAGUACUAUAUGAAUAACUUGAUGGUGAUGCUUACUGCUUGUAGAUGUUUUGCAGUAAUGCACAAGGAGGAUUUCAUUGUCUGUUAUUCUUUCCCCCAUGAUAUAACCUACCUCACAGGGGUGUUGUGAGGCUAACGGCCAGUUCACAUAACCAGGCUAGGACUGGCCACUUUGUUCCUUCAGCAGGUGAUGAGUGUGAUCAUUUGACCUGGAACCAAAGCCAGCAGUAUGUCAAGUCACCCAAAGUCCACACUGCAAUGAUGCAAAGCAAGCUAUGGGGGGGGGGGUCAAGCAGGCCUGGCACAUGAGGGGCAGGAGAAGCCACACAGCAUCCACCAAGUUGAGAAGGGAGCUGGAUGAGAUAUCCAGAGGCCUUAUUUGUGAAUGAUUGACAGGAGUAGUUUAGAAUAGCCUGAGGACCACAACAUAGGCCACCUCCAUCCCUCCACCGUUGCUCCCAUUAUGCUGUAACCAAAACAGAAAAAAAUGUUGUCAGGAGCUGGGCCAGGCAAGGUCUCGGACUACUUCUGCAAGGGAGUGGGGGGCAGGAAUCUGCAUUCUACCUAUUCCACCACACUGGAGUUUCUCAGAAACUUUGCCUCAUUUUGGAAGAGGGAGGCUUGUUCUUGAGACCUACUUGAGCCUGGCAGCUAUGCUACGCCAAGUAACUGCCAGCGCAGCUCCUCCAAUGUAGGACCACCUAUGCAAUACUGGGAUCAAGAACACAGCUACAUCCCAUGCUGCCCAGGAUGUGGCCAUUCUGAGUGGCAAUCAAUAGAAGGGAUUAGAGGAACAUCAAAAGUUGCCUUCCAGCGAGUCAGACCAUUUAUCCAUCCAGCUGAGCACCAUCUACUCUGACUGGCAGGGGCACUCCUGGAUCUCCAAGGGAGAGCCUUCCAUCACCGGCUACUUAAUUUUAAGAUCAACAAGCCAUGUUCUGCAGGUGCCAAGGAUUAGCAUAGGAUUUUCUGCAUCAAGGCAUGUGCUCUGCCACUGAGCUGCGGUCCUUUGCCAGCACAGAAGCAUGCAAGCAGGAGAUGCCUCUCACCCGUCACACCUUCAUGCAGCUGUUCAAUUCAGUAUGGUAACUGAAGGCUUGGCUAUCAGCUUAAGCUCUACAGUUCUCCUCCUUCCCUGGCUGAUACGGCCAGCAGUCAAACUCUUUCCAUGUGACCUCAAGCUGCUUCUGGUGCCCAUACACUCUGGGAAGAGCCCACAUUGCUGAAGUGAAACAGGUGGGUAUGCAGAGGUCAGUCCAUAAUUUAGCUAAGCAGGCUAAAGGCUUGCUCCUUGUUCAGAGCAAUAGAAGUAGAACCUGAAGUGGUCACCCUGCCUGCUCCUGACUAGGGCUUUGACUGAGCCAGUGCUUCAACAAUUUAGCCCCUGAGCCUCAGUCCAAUGCAAGGGCUUCCAGUGCUUCUCAAACUUGGGUCCCCCAGCUGUUGUUGGACUACAGCUCCCAUCAUCCCUGAGCCCUGGUCCUGUUAGCUACGGGUGAUGGGAGUUGUAGUCCAACAAGAGUUGGAGAUCCAAGUUUGAGAAGCACUGGCUUAAUCAGUAGCAGGCCGGCUCAAGCGGAGCCACAAUGGGCUGACCUGGAUUCCCAAUGUUGAGCAUUGCUGCUGGUUACCGAGGUGGAGCGGCAUGGGAGCAGGGAGCUAGACACGGCCAUGGAGCCAAUCCAUGACGCUCCAUGGUCCUGAGGCUGCAGCUAAGCCAAGCCAAGCUCGCCACCGGCUUUCCCCUUCUUCCAUUGGUAACUGGCAGCAACACGCAGCUUGGCAAAGUCAAGUGCUGGCUGUGGCCUUGCAACCCAAAGAGAGAGAGAGAGAGAAGAUGACUCUCUACCUGACCCAAGUGCCGCUUCUUGACCACUGAAGAAUUACAGCCACCUCCCACAAUUUGAGAAUGGGGGGGGGGGUAGGCUGCCAGGCAGGAUUGAACUCCUAUACUUGUUUGUUCCAGGCUGUUUUUUUUCCAAACACAACUUACAGCAAAUGGGCAGUUUUCUCUCUCUUAUCACUAACGGAGAACUUAAGAUCCAGAAGGGGCCCCCUUCCCCCAAAAAAGGAACCAGCAAGAAGAGAACAGGAAGUAGUUGUUACAAGAUAGUGGGCAACAGAGGAUCCAAAAAACCACCGUGCAUGUUGAUUUGUGUAUUAACAGCUUUAAUUUUAAAGAAGAAAACCCAGAAAAAAUAUUUACAAACUUCAGUAAAUAAGAUAUUGACUCCUGCAAACAUGUCUCUCUCCUGUCUGCUUGUAAACUAAAACAGCCCUGGGAGGGGGGGCAGGGAUGUGUGUCUCAUUGGUUCUUCCUACAUAACUGAAUGGAAGUUUUCCUGCCAGUGCUCACCAACAGCAGACUAGAGCUGGGGAAUCUCUGGCCCUCCUGAUGCUGUUAAGACUCUGGUUCCCGUCAAGCCCAGCAAGCAUUUGCACUGGGGUCAGAGAUGGUUGGAUUUGCGACCCAACAAUAGGCAGAGAGUCCCCCACCCCUUAAGUAUAUAUUCUGCCUCCAUCUCAUCUCUUCAAAGCACAGUGAGUCCUUCUGCUGGGAGAAUGUCUAGUGGACAAAUGGCAAGGAGGGGAGAAACACUUGAUCCUUCAGCUGCUGCAUUCCCCCCACAAGGAGAUCCAAACCUGAUUUUCAAACACACACACUCAGAACGUGAAAUGGGUGAAUGGAGGGGGCAGGGGGUACACCUUCUGCAAUCCCACCCCUGGAAAUUGCGCACUCUCCUCUCCACUUCACGAUAGGUUUGGAAGAGACAUGGAAAGGAAAACCAAAAUUGUUUAGUUCCACCUUAAUGGCUCCAAGGAACGUCCCGUGCAAACAAAACACCAGAUCCCAGCCCCGGCCAACUUUUCAGAGCGCAGGUUUUUAAAUUAAAAUAAUAUCAGCCAAGUCACAUA
Molecule: messenger RNA, 7189 nt
Organism: Zootoca vivipara (common lizard)
Lineage: Eukaryota; Metazoa; Chordata; Lepidosauria; Squamata; Lacertidae
Gene: LOXL2
Product: lysyl oxidase like 2
Biological process (GO): peptidyl-lysine oxidation; collagen fibril organization
Cellular component (GO): membrane
Molecular function (GO): copper ion binding; protein-lysine 6-oxidase activity
Source: RefSeq, a predicted model, not a curated record